Molecule: messenger RNA, 1950 nt
Organism: Aspergillus udagawae
Lineage: Eukaryota; Fungi; Ascomycota; Eurotiomycetes; Eurotiales; Aspergillaceae
Product: 60S ribosomal eL24 domain-containing protein
Exons: 7
Coding region: 1-1950 (649 amino acids)
Biological process (GO): cytoplasmic translation
Cellular component (GO): cytosolic large ribosomal subunit
Molecular function (GO): structural constituent of ribosome; mRNA binding
Source: RefSeq, a predicted model, not a curated record
AUGAGUCCGGACCCUCACGCUGGUGAUCGCAAGGCUCUCAAGCAGCGUUCAAAAAAGAUGAACGCCGAGAGACUAAAAUACCAACAAACACAAAGCGAGUAUUUCCCUCUCACUGACAGUCUCAUCGUCCCCAAGAGUCGUGUUGCUCGCGCUUUGGAUGCUUGUGUCAGGUAUUUGCAGACAACGACCCGUGUCGUAUCUCCUCCCGCUAAUAAUUUCGUUGUUAGCAAUCUCAAGAACCCAGGGAAGCAGCUCAAACUCAGAAGAUCUCGGUCCUUCGAGUCUGAGAGCAGAAUCCCGCCCCGCGACGUUACGCAUCCCGCAUCUGAUCUACCCGCAGUACCAAAUCUGAAGGAUCUGCGUGAAAAGGUGAGAAAGCAAGUGGAGAUUUCAUCGCAGUUGAUAAACAAGGCAAGUAUCUCACUGCCUCUGCUCGGUAGCCCAAGAAUCUGCAAGUCAGCAAAACUGACGGUCAAACAGAAGGAGCUUGAUAGAGCAUCCCCAAAGGAAAGUUCUUUCAGAAGGAAGUUCAGCAGAACGAUGACUGGUGACUCUGUCAAGAAAGCCAGCAGCAUGGACAGAAAGAGCUGGCAGACCCAGUCCUCCUCCGCAGGCAGUGGAGGAAAGACUCGUUCUGUCCGCUCUGCCUCAGUCACGGCGACUGAUAAAGAUCUGGUUGAAGGAGAUACCGCAGCACCUAUUGAAGGAGGCCUCGAGAAACUCAAGAUUUCUGAGGGCCUGAAGAGAGAGGGAAAGCCUGCUGCUAUCACCACCGCGCAGCCAAAGGUCGUCAAGUGCCUCAGAUUGCCUGGCGACUAUGUGUUCCUUGAUCUGGAGACACCCGGAAAGAAGAGCAACGCGAACAGCGACUCCAGCCCAUGUCUUUCCCCCAAGGCCAAAGGUACCGAAGGCGAAUCUGCUGAGGACCAAUCUGUUGAGGACGAAUCUGGCGAACCUGCAAACGACCAGGACCCAAGAGGCAUUUUCGAAAAAAGACUCGAUGCAAUCCACCACAUCGUGAAGAACAUAUUUCAGGGACAGCCAGAUGAGGAUACCAAGUCCGGAAAGGCUUCGCAGGAUGCCAAAAAAUGGGACACAAAGAACACAAAGUGCAUCAAGUGCUUCGGAGACUGCCCAGUUUGCGGCAAAGCAUGCUGCAUCUUCGACGUUGCUCGCCGCACCGCUGCCCAGGCAGACCCCACCCCUGAACAUGCUGAAGCCGCAAACCAGAUCCUUAAGCUCAUCCAGAGCCUCGGCAACAGCGUCUUGGAGGCGAGCACCUACUCCCUGUGCACCACGCCCGGAGGUUGCGGACGGUAUGUCUGCUCCGACUGCUGGGGUAUCUGUCCGGUCGAGCUAUGCCGCGACGUCCAGUGCAAGCUCGCCGCAGCGACCGAUUCGACUUUACCACCCAACGCCAACCGACAAAACCUCGUCUCGACCGGCUGCGCAUCUCCAACAUUCAAGAUGCGUACCUACGACGAUUCUUUCAGCGGCCAGAAGAUCUACCCUGGAAAGGGUAAGCUGUACGUCCGUGGCGACAGCAAGAUCUUCCGCUUCCAGAAUGGAAAGUCCGAGUCCCUGUUCCUCCAGCGCAAGAACCCUCGCCGGAUAGCCUGGACUGUCCUCUACCGCCGUCAGCACAAGAAGGGUAUCUCUGAAGAAGUUGCCAAGAAGCGCACCCGCCGUGUCGUCAAGCACCAGCGUGCCAUCGUCGGUGCCUCCCUUGAUGUGAUCAAGGAGCGCCGCAGCAUGCGCCCUGAGGCUCGUGCCGCCGCCCGCCAGCAGGCUAUCAAGGAGGCCAAGGAGAAGAAGGCCGCUUCCGAGAGCCGCAAGAAGGCUGAGAAGGCCAAGACCGCCGCCACCGCCGCCAAGGGCACUGCUCAGCGCAUCCAGAGCAAGCAGGGUGCUAAGGGUUCUGCUCCCAAGGUCGCCGCCAAGUCUCGUUAA